AAGAUAUUGUAUCAUAUGGAUUACAUAAUAUUUCCUAUGCCUUAAAAAAAAAUAAAUUAAAUAAGUAUAUUAAAAGACAUGAUACCUUGGAUCUUAAUUAAACCCUACAAAUUUCAAUUUCGAUUCUCAUUUUGAGCAACAUGUUUCAACAAAACGGCAGAACUUAUCAACUUUUAAUAAUUUCUCACACUUUUGUUUUUUUUAUUUAAGCUCAUGUCACCCAAAAAAAAAAAAAAAAAAAAAAUUGCUUAACGCGGGUACCUCAAUUGGAUCAACGUACCUAAGUAGACCCAAUGAGGUUUUUGUUUUUACUUCCUCCUUAGGUAAAAACAGUCUAUAAAUCUUCCUCGCCCUUGUCCUCUUCCCUCGUAGCAAUUUCUAGGUGUAAUAGCUUUAAAGAAUGGGUUUCAAUUCAGUAUACAAGACUUUGAAGGAGCUAUUUCCUCAGGUGGAUGCUCGUAUUUUGAAAGCUGUAGCUAUCGAACAUGCAAAGGAUCCUGAUGAAGCUGUGGAAUCAAUUCUUACUGAUGUUCUCCCUUUUAUUAGAGAAAAGUCUGAUCCUGAUCCCGUUGCUCCUAUUGUUGAACACGGUAGGAAUAUGGUUGAAGUACAAGUACCAAGCUCCUCUAUUCUGGAACCAGCUGCAGGAGAAGAUGCUAAUGAUUCUCAUCUGCUGAAUGAUGCCCAUAAUAUUGAUGGUGAUUCUUUGGCUUCAUCCUUCUAUGAUGCAAAUGACAUUGAUGACUUACAAAAUGGAAACACCAGAAAUGAUGAUUUGGUGUCAUUAAGAUGCAAAGAAUCUAUUGAUGAUUUCAUUCAGGAUUUCAAGGAGGGUGAAACCUCUGUCCUUUCUCAUAAUUCUCUGAAUGAAAGAACUGAUGUUCAUGUAAGAUGUGAAAAUACAAUUGCUGAAGCUAGUCAGGCUGAAAAGGUUGUUGCAUCAGGAAGUUUGAUUGAUGAGAGUAUCAAUGAUGACCGCAUUCAGAAAUUUGGGGAUUAUGAGCUUGAAGCCUUUGUUCUUUCUCGUGAUUAUGAGGACAAAAGACCGGAUGUGCAUGUAGAAAAAAAUGACGAGGCUUCAUCAUCAAAGAUAGAUACCGAGUCUUCUGAAGCUGAUGUCAGCUUAAAUAAUAAUUGGGAUGUGAAUCACAAUGAUGUUAAUGAUGCUCCAGAAUUUGACUAUCAGCAGAAGCAACAAUCUUUAGGUUGCAACUUGUUGGGAUUGAACAUUUCUGCCGAUCCAGGCUCAAUAUCUGUCACUGAGCCAGAAGCUGAGAAUGUAAUGGCCAUUUCUGAUGUUGAUAAUAAACACAUGAGUAGCUAUGCAGAUGCUGAUUUCUCACAGGAUUUUUCUUUGGCCGAUGUUGGUGCUGAGGAUGAGAGUCAUGAGAUUACAUUAAGCACUAUAGUAACACAUUCUGGCCAAAUAUGCAGAAUUAACCUGGUGGAGGACAUUAUUAAAGAUGCAAAAAAUUACAAGGAUGUGCUGCUUUCAGCCACGGAAUCAAUAUUGAGGUUGAUUGAGGAUGUUGAACAUCAGGAAAAAGAGGCAGAAAAAGCUAAAGCUGCUGCUGCCAGGGGAGGGUUGGACAUCCUAGAGAAGGUGGAAGAAAUAAAAAAGAUGCUUAAACAUGCAAAGGAAGCAAAUGAAAUGCAUGCUGGCGAAGUGUAUGGGGAGAAGUCCAUUUUAGCAACUGAAGUAAGGGAGCUUCAGACACGUCUCCUUGGUCUGGCAGAUGAUAAAGAUAAAUCACUUAUUAUUCUAGAUGAGACGCGGGAAACUCUUGAAGCUAGAUUAGCUGCAUCUGAAGAAGAGAGGAAGGCAGCUGAAACAGAGAUGCUUGAGAAGCAAGAGAUAGCAAAAGGGGCUCUUGCUGAGCAAGAACUCGUUAUGGAGAGAGUGGUCCAAGAGUCAAAAUUAUUGCAACAAGAAGCAGAGGAGAAUGCCAAGCUAAGGGACUUUCUUAUGGAGAAAGGUCGUGUUGUUGAUGAACUGCAGGGAGAAAUAUCUGUUAUUUGUCAGGAUGUGAAGUCAUUGAAGGAAAAAUUUGACCAACGUGUAUCUCUUAGCAAGUAUCUUUCCAUUGAGCAGACAAGUUUUCGUAUGGCAUCGUCGACUUCUUCAGUAAAGAGCAUGGCUUCAGAUCCUGCAACUGGGCAUAUGGAGUUACCAGAGACACCUAAUAAAAUGAGCCGAGCACCCUCAGUUGAGUGUCAAACACCUAAAAGCAAUGUUGGGGAGGAGGCUGUUGGAUCUGGAGCUACUCCUGUCAAGGAGCUUUUGGACGAGGACUGGGAACUUUUUGAUUUUUAGAAAAUUACCUUUGCAAAUGCCAGUUUGUGAAUAUUUGGAAUGUUAAAUAAGUUCAGUCACUACGAUGUUUCGUAUUUGAGUGGCUUAAGUUGAGCAUUUUUCCUGCUGCGUAAAUUUGUAUAUAAUCCAACUGCUAACUGAUUUUUCGGCAAUGGUGAAUUUCCAAAGAGUAUCUGCUUUUGAUUGCUGUGUGCUCUUCUCAAUUCA
Chenopodium quinoa (quinoa) is the source of this 2521-nucleotide messenger RNA. RefSeq names its product CAP-Gly domain-containing linker protein 1-like. The coding region runs from base 401 to 2314 and encodes 637 amino acids. The record is from RefSeq and is a predicted model, not a curated record. The transcript is spliced from 9 exons. Gene Ontology annotation, molecular function: ubiquitin binding. NCBI's taxonomy places the organism in Eukaryota, Viridiplantae, Streptophyta, Magnoliopsida, Caryophyllales, Amaranthaceae.